This is a messenger RNA of Penicillium roqueforti, 3612 nucleotides long. RefSeq lists its product as uncharacterized. Lineage: Eukaryota; Fungi; Ascomycota; Eurotiomycetes; Eurotiales; Aspergillaceae. The transcript has 4 exons. Gene Ontology annotation, biological process: phosphorelay signal transduction system; phosphorylation. The record is from RefSeq and is a predicted model, not a curated record. Bases 1 to 3612 code for a protein of 1203 amino acids. Gene Ontology annotation, molecular function: phosphorelay sensor kinase activity.
AUGGACUACGAGGCAGACCGUCAGAAACGGGAGGUAUAUCGAUAUUUCCAACCGGAAAAUCCAGCGGCGCUUAAUGCAUCACUUUUCCAAUUUGAUGAGCAUCUGGCUGCAAUAGGAGAUUUUUCAAGAGUCACAACCCCUUUUGUACCCGAUGCCUCUGCCUCAGAGAGAAGUUUUGUCGAAGGCAGCUCUCCGUCAAGCCCAAAUACAACUUUGACUUCUUUUGCACAACUGGCCGCUCUACGCCUGAACGCGCAGCGUGCUUUUAUUACUGUAUUGAACAGCGACUCUCAGUUUAUAUUGGCUGAAGCCACAAGAAACACCAAUCUUAAAAGCUCAAGGUCAUCCGUUGGGGAAGGGGAUAGGCUCUUCGCUGGGACAUCGACAUUGUCAGAUUAUUGGAACAUAUGCCAGGAGACCGUUGCGAUUGACUCAGACAACAAAGAUGGAUCGUAUUCAUUUUUAAUCGUCAACGAUCUUCAGCGGGAAGAACGAUUCAGAGGAUUGCCUUUUGUGACACAAGAGCCACACUCUCGGUUUUAUGCCGGAACUCCCCUAACUAGUGAUAGCGGUAUCAACCUGGGCUGUCUGUUUGUGCUGGAUUCUGAACCCCGUCAAGGGCUAUCCGAUAUCGAGAAGGAUACAUUAGGAAAAGUGGCGGAGUUGGUAAUGGACUAUUUAUUAGUUAGUCGUCAAGCCGCAGAAGGGCGACGGGCCUCACGGCUAUCGCGUGGUCUCCAUCUUUUCGUCGAUGGCAACUCCAGUUUUGCCAGCAACGCUCACAUGUCGUCUCGAUCAAACAGCUCAGCACAUAGUUCGUCUCCGCAGGCAUCACCUCACCUCAGAACCCGCCAACCUAUAAGCCCCCAAAAUGAUGAAUUGGAAUUUUGCUCAGCACAGUCUGGACCAGGAAAUGCGUCUCGAAACGGCGAUGCACAUCCUAUGAGCUCGGAUUCUAACCAUAAUGAAAUGUGUGCUCCCCCCAGUCCAACGGAAUCGUUGCACAGCUCGCAACAGGACGACAGUAGUUCAGAGGAUUCCUCGAGCAGCAACCACUGGCUUUUCCAACGUGCUGCGAACCUCUUGCGACAAAGUCUGGACUUGGACGGUGCUGGCGGUGUCAUGUUCUUGGAGGCUAGUGACAACUCCUCUGAAUAUGUCGCAGCUGGUCAUAGUGACUCUGCUGGAUCCACAGAUCCUGCUCCUAUUCUUGCGCUGUCCACCAGAGGUGAUCCGUUUUCAUACCAAGCAAGCUCUACGCUGUCGGAUCCAGCUGUCAAUCUUGACAACAGAUUCCUUAAACAGUUGACGCGUCGCUAUCCUAAAGGAAAACUCUGGUCAUUUCACCGCGAUGGGACGUUCUCAACGUCGGAAGAUCAGUCAACAGACGAUUCCAGAAAGCAAAGGAAGAAGACCAAGGCUUCAGAGACCAGCAAACUUAAUGAGUUCUUCCCUGCUGCAUCUCAAAUCAUGUUUGUCCCACUGUGGAAUGCCACAGAUUCCCAGUGGUUCGCUGGGUGCUUUUGUUGGACUCCCCGGCCAACGCGGGUUUUCAGUCCUGCUGUUGAUUUGAGUUCAGUGUUUGCCUUCGGCUCUUCUAUUAUGACCGAAUACAGCCGUGUUGAAUCGGUCAUCGCGGACCGCCAAAAAGGGGAUUUUAUAAGCAGCAUAUCCCACGAAUUGCGCAGCCCGUUGCAUGGUGUUUUAGCUGCAGCUGAGUUUUUCGGGAGUACUACCUUGGACCAGUUCCAAGAAACCCUCCUUGAUACGAUAAAUGCAUGUGGUCGAACUCUCUUGGAUACAAUGAACCAAGUUUUAGACUUCAGCAAAAUCAUGUCAUUAGAAAGACACAAAAAAACCUUCAGGCGUGGAAAAGAUCCAUGGAAACCAAAAUCAUCUGAAGACACUGUGCCGCGCCUAGAUACAUUGGUUUUGACAGAUGUGGCUCUCUUGACGGAAGAUGUCAUAGACAGCGUGUGCUUGGGUCAUUCCCAUAUACAGAAGUCAGCCAUAUCCACCAAUCGUGCCACAGAUAUCUUGUCAACACUGCCUUCCAAAUCAACAUCAAAUACCAACAAAGUUGGUCAUAUCUCAGGAGUAGACGUCGUUGUUGACAUUCCUGAUAAUGACUGGAUGUACAAAGUCCAGCCGGGAUCGCUGAGACGCUUAAUUAUGAAUAUCCUUGGCAAUGCACUAAAGUAUACCGAAAAGGGUCGGAUCUCUGUUUGCAUCGAGGCCACUGAGCGCUCAAAAGGUCGCUCUCGACGCCAAGGUCUCGAAGAUAUGGUGACAUUGACUGUCUCAGACACAGGCACUGGUCUCGGCCUAUCAAUUGUUCGCGGCAUUGUGAAGACUCUUAACGGAAAAAUAAAUAUUCGGAGCCGACAGGGCGAAGGCACUAUUGUCAAAGUGUCGCUUCCUCUUGAACGUCUAGUGGGGGAGGAAAGCCCACAAUCAACGUCAGAAAGAGAAAAUUCGGACCAAAAUAUACUCACGGCAUCUUCUCAACCCCGACGUGCCAGCUGUAAUGGGAAACGAGCUGCUAUCUGGGGAAUCGACCUGUCUCAUCUUGGCGAGAAUCAGUUCUGGGCUUCCAUGGCUCGGUAUAUCACGGAUUGGUAUGGUCUAAGGCUUGUUCCUCUGUCUACCAAUGAGCCUAUAGAUAUUCUGUUUGCGGAUGAAAGGGAUUUGUCUACAAAAGAAAUACACAAUUUCCCACCAGAAUUGCCAAGUCUACUCGUCUUUUGCAGUGAGACUAGCGAUUAUGGUGAGUCUAGGGCACAAUGGUCGCAUCUUGCUGGCACUCUGGCAAUCCUACAUCGGCCUUGCGGUCCACGGAAACUUUCCCGUGGUAUCUUGAGCUGUCUUAAUACAAAUCCGACAGCCCCUACGUUGAAACCGCAGAAUCCCAGGCAAGGCUUAGUAUUUCCAGAGCGACCCAAUCCUACAGGCUCGGCUUUGCCAAUUAGACAGUCCAAUCCCUCAUUACCACGAAAUCUACGAUCACCAGAUGCUGAACCACCAAUUCCCAUGGCGGCAUCGGGCAAUUGCAUCAUUGGUCUUACAGGGCGUAGCGCUUUUGUAUCGACAUCGCGUACCGACAGCUCUGGCCGCACAACAUCCGGGAGUACUGAUUCCACCAAUCCUGGGUCUUUAUCUACUCGGUCUUCAUCUGAUGGCUCUGAUCAUGUCACUCCCUUGAUUGGGAGCCAAAGCAGGCCUCGGGUCUUGGUAGUAGAUGACAACAACAUCAACCUUCAUCUUAUGAUGACUCUCAUGAACAAACGAAAAGUCAUGGUCCUAGAUAAAGCCGAAAAUGGCAGAGCGGCCGUGGAUGCAGUCGAAAGGAUGUUGCAGGGAUAUGACCUUAUUUUCAUGGACAUGUCUAUGCCAGUUAUGAACGGAUUUGAGGCAACGCGCGCCAUUCGUGCAAUUGAGAAAGAACGGAGUGACUGUAUGCCAGCCACAAUAAUCGCUUUGACCGGACUCAGCAGUACACGCGAUGAGUUCAGGGCCCUGGACUCAGGAGUUGAUCUUUUCCUUGUGAAGCCUGUUUCUUUUAGGGAGUUAUCCAGGCUUAUUGAUGAAUGGGAGGCCAAACUGCCGAAAUAA